AUGGCUCACUCACAAACCCUCACCGAGCAACACCACCGCUGGCCCGCCUUGACGCCUCUCGACGGCAUCAAGGCGGCGGCGGCCACCGCUCCUCAACCGCUGGUGGCCACGCCGGUGAUCAUCCCCACCACGGUUGCCGGAGACAACGACGUGGCGCUCGGUAUAAAAUUGGGGCACAUUCGGCCCCAGACCAAAGUUCUUGACGCCGUCGAUCCUUGCCUUGACCGCGUUGAACAGCGUCGACGCAACCUCGACCCGGACCGAGUUCUGCCCAGACACGACGUACGGCGAGAUGUCGACCUGCGCGGCAGACACGUCCACCGCCGGCAGCUGUUUGUCGUUGACCCAGGCCCUCAGGGUGUUGAGCACCGGGCCAAAGUCCAUCAUGGUCAUGACGUCCUCGCCCGCCAGCUGGCCGACAGCCGGCCGUGUGAAAGUGGCCGUGUAGAUGCCGACGCCCGAGACGUUCUGCGCCGCUGGCACCUGCGACCAUGGGACCAGGGCGCUCUGCGUGCCGAGGUCGAGUGUUUCCCUGGCAGGCGCUGA
Messenger RNA from Pyricularia pennisetigena, 546 nucleotides. RefSeq lists its product as uncharacterized. The record is from RefSeq and is a predicted model, not a curated record. NCBI's taxonomy places the organism in Eukaryota, Fungi, Ascomycota, Sordariomycetes, Magnaporthales, Pyriculariaceae. The coding region runs from base 1 to 546 and encodes 181 amino acids. The transcript is spliced from 2 exons.